This is a messenger RNA of Oryzias latipes (Japanese medaka), 1031 nucleotides long. It is a transcript of the gene cryaa, whose product is annotated as crystallin, alpha A. Gene Ontology annotation, biological process: negative regulation of apoptotic process; protein refolding; response to heat. The record is from RefSeq and is a predicted model, not a curated record. Gene Ontology annotation, molecular function: structural constituent of eye lens. Gene Ontology annotation, cellular component: cytoplasm; nucleus. Lineage: Eukaryota; Metazoa; Chordata; Actinopteri; Beloniformes; Adrianichthyidae.
AGUCUUUUUUGGUGGUCAGGUAUAUAAAGAGGAGGCAGCUGCAGAGACCGGGACGAAUUAUCGCUGCCUCUUUGCCCAGAAAACAGAAAAGUGUAGGAAAACCCUGUCUUUGAACGAUUUUCCGUCUUCACCUCCUGGACUCCAGGCCAAGUAGCUCCGUCGAUUGACCAAACCGGGCACAGCCUUGUUUCUUCAGCCACUAUGGAUAUUGCUAUCCAGCACCCAUGGUUCCGACGCACCCUGGGCUCCAUGUACCCGGCUCGACUCUUUGACCAGUUUUUCGGGGAGGGGAUGUUCGAUCACGACCUCCUGCCCUUCACCUCCCCCACCAUCAGUCCGUUCUACAGACAGUCGCUGUUUCGUAACUUCCUGGACUCCUCAAACUCCGGCAUUUCCGAGGUGAGGUCUGACAGGGACAAGUUCACGGUUCACCUGGAUGUCAAGCACUUCUCCCCCGAUGAGCUCAGCGUGAAGGUGAUCGAUGACUUUGUGGAGAUCCAGGGCAAGCAUGGAGAAAGACAGGAUGACCAUGGCUACAUCUCCCGGGAGUUUCACCGCCGCUACCGCCUCCCCUCCACUGUGGACCAAUCGGCCAUCACCUGCUCCCUGUCUGCCGAUGGACUGCUGACCCUGACCGGGCCAAAGGCCAGCGGGGGGGCCGAAUAUGGACGCAGCGACCGCAGCAUCCCCGUCAGCCGUGACGAAAAGCCCGGCGCUGCCCCAUCCUCCUAGACUGAAGAUCUGCCGGAAAACCACCAGAUUCCUUUGCUAUCUUUUUCCUGGGAGGACUUCUCUGAGCUCCUCCUCUCGUAGUCCUAGUGCGCCCUUACAGUGUUUAGUUCUGUUAUGGAAAUAGUUCCUUUGAGGGGUUUUCAGGAGAAAUCCCUGAAAGACCUGCAUGUUUCUCCUGCUACGACUCCACCUAUUCUGAAGAACCAUUUACUUCCUGUCUUCAUCAUUUGUGGCUUUGUUUAGUGCAAAUCUGCUGAAGUCCAAACUGAGAAAUAUAAUAAAGAUAAACUAAACUAUCA